Molecule: messenger RNA, 3185 nt
Organism: Darwinula stevensoni
Lineage: Eukaryota; Metazoa; Arthropoda; Ostracoda; Podocopida; Darwinulidae
Source: the annotation of a GenBank genome assembly
AUGAGUGAACUUGGCAAGAUGACGAGCAUCAUGACUGACUCCUUGGGACCUGUUGUGAAUCACAGUGAUCCUCUCAAACCUGCAAGUACAAACAUCACACAGGGGCUAACAAGAAUGAGUGUCAUUGAUGACCAGGAUAAAAGUUGGAAGCUGAGCUUGAAGAAGCCCCCACCAGAUCGUCGAAUCAAAACCACAGAUGUUACAGACACAAAGGGCACUGAAUUUGAAGACUUUUGCCUCCGACGAGAGUUACUGAUGGGAAUCUUUGAGAAGGGCUGGGAAAAGCCCUCUCCCAUCCAGGAGGCCAGUAUCCCGAUUGCCAUGACUGGUAGGGAUAUCCUUGCCAGAGCAAAGAAUGGUACAGGAAAGACAGGGGCAUACUCUAUUCCAAUCCUGGAGCAGGUGGAUCCUACUAUGGAUGCUGUGCAGGCGGUGGUGAUAGUCCCUACUAGGGAGCUUGCUCUUCAAACUAGUCAGAUCUGCAUUGAACUUGCCAAGCAUCUGGGAGUCAAGGUCAUGGUCACAACUGGUGGCACAAAUCUCAAAGAUGAUAUCAUGCGACUUCUUGAGAAUGUGCAUGUGAUAAUUGCUACUCCUGGGAGGAUUUUGGACCUCAUGGAAAAGAAGAUUGCGAAGAUGGAAAAAUGCAAAAUUCUUGUGCUUGAUGAGGCAGACAAGUUGUUGUCCCAAGAUUUCAAGGGGAUGCUGGACAAGGCCAUAUCCUUCCUUCCUGCUGGGAGACAGAUUCUUCUUUAUUCAGCCACUUUUCCCCUCACUGUUGAGGAGUUCAUGCGGAAGUACCUGAAGAAUCCAUACGAGAUAAAUCUAAUGGAGGAGCUGACCCUCAAAGGUGUCACCCAGUACUACGCAUUUGUGCAGGAACGUCAGAAGGUGCACUGCCUCAAUACACUCUUCUCCAAGUUGCAAAUCAAUCAAUCAAUCAUUUUCUGCAACUCAACUCAACGGGUGGAACUGCUUGCAAAGAAGAUUACAGAGCUGGGGUACUCCUGCUACUACAUUCAUGCCAAGAUGCAGCAAGCCCAUAGGAAUAGGGUGUUCCAUGACUUCCGUGCAGGACUGUGUCGAAAUCUUGUUUGCUCUGACCUUUUCACACGAGGUAUUGAUAUUCAGGCAGUGAAUGUGGUCAUCAACUUUGAUUUCCCUCGCAUGUCUGAGACAUACCUGCAUCGAAUUGGUCGAAGUGGCCGUUUUGGACACCUGGGCAUUGCCAUCAAUCUCAUUACAUAUGAGGAUCGUUACUCUCUCCACCGUAUUGAGCAGGAGCUUGGCACUGAAAUCAAGCCCAUACCAAAGGUCAUUGACCCGAAGUUGUAUGUUGCGGAGCAUCAGGUGGAGCCCGAGGAGUCGGAUGAGUCGAACAUUAGCAAGUGAAAGUGGGAAGGCAAUGUCUUCUUGCCCCUCCUCCCCUAAAGUUCAUAUACUUAAGUUAAGACUCUUCGGCUGCUUUCUGUUUUCCUUCCCUUUUCUCAUUUUUGUCCACCCUCAAUCUCGAAGCUGUCUUUUCAUGUUUCCUCUGAGCAUAAGGGUUAGGCCUACUGUUUUCUUUUUUUUCCCAUCCUGUCUCCCAGUUGAUAAGAGGCACAAUCAAUGUGAGGUCCUUGAAGUCUAUUUAGAUUGCCUCUUUCCUCCUACCCUUUGAAUUGUCCAGUGGAGGUCUGUGCUUGAGUUUUGGAAAUUGUUGUGUAUGGGAAUUAUUCGUUUCGAGAUGGCCGAGCUGAUGCCGAUGAGGAUUCGUGAUGGAAGACAAUAGCCAUGUUAGUAGUGUGUGGCCAAAGAGAAGACUGCUUAUGUUCCUGAAUCUACAGGUUCCCCAAAAAAAGGACUGAUUGAUGCUUUUGUUUCCUCAAACAUCAGCUUGGCCACCUCAUUGAUUUUGUACGAAUAUUUUUUUAUUAUUUUCAGCCUGGGCUAUGUCCUUGAAUGAGGCUGAGGGUAAUGAAAAUGUUGUUUGCCCUCCGUACUUGCCCAAACGACCCAGUGGUGUUGGUAUAGCUUUGGAAUGAUUGGAGCAAUACUCCUGUUGGAGGCUGAGUUAUGGACAGUGUGAAGAAUUCGAGCAUGGACAUAUGAACACUGGGGAAAGGAGGGCAUUUGGGAACACGAGAAGUGGCAGCAGCGGAAACCCCAUAUGCCAGGCUCACAAAAAGGAAGAGGUGUUGAGCAGCAGAAACUGAUCUCAGUUCUUGCUCGUGUGUGCAUGCCACCUGCUCUCUCUUCAGUGCUGCCACCUGUAUGCAUGAUUGUGUGUAUGUGUGUGACUGUGUGGAAUGCAUUCCCGUCGGAGACUCUGUUCGAGCUCGUUCGGUACCCCCCCGCCUUCUCAGGUGACGUGGUUGGAGCGAGAUUCCAAUGCAGCAACAAAUGCUUUUUGCCUUAAGACUGUGCCUGGACUUUUUUUUUAUUUUGGCUGGGAACCUUUUUGGCUGAAAUUUUUUUGACCUCGAAAGCCUUUGUUGCUGCUUGACCCCAAGAUUCUUGGCGGUGGGGAUUGUUUCAUGAAGGGGGUCUAGUCUUGUCUUUCCAUGAAAUUGGCUUCCAGGAAAUUUGUGUCCAGGCUUGAAGAACAUUCCAUGAUGAUGGAUUGUAUUUUUUCUCUUGUGCCGUUCCCAUGGGCAAAGCUAAGCUGACUUUUCUCAGGAAAGAGAUGGAAAUUUCCAACUGCAAGAACUCUCAUUACCUGUUCUAUUCAUAAAGGUUCCUGGAUCGAUGAAGCCAAGUGAAUGAAUUUUUCUUUUGGGACAGAAUUUUUGGUUUGUAGUCAACAGUUACAUAGUUGGGUCUGUGUCAGCGAAGGCUCUGCUUUUGGGAAUGUGCUCCUCCAGAGUUAAGAACAUCCUGGUUUCCCCUAGCCCUACAGGAUGUUCCUCAUUCAUUGGUUUUUUUUUUAAAUUCCCAUUGGGAAAUCAAAAUUAGGGCUAGGGUCCUGUGACCUGGCUGCUAAAUUUGUUUUGGUCUACUUCUCAACCCUGUGACUCUAAAAUCCGGGUGCAAUUUUUCCCAUUUCGGCUCAACCAGAUGGUGUGGUGGUGAAGAUAAUCGCAGUGAAACUCGUAGCUCCUGGUCCUUUAAAAUCGGCACACCCUUCAAGAAUGUACUACAUUUUGAGACUUUUGUUGCCCGUGGAAAUUAUGAAAACCAAAGAAAAUAAAAUCUUUUCGGCAGUA